Sesamum indicum (sesame) is the source of this 714-nucleotide messenger RNA. RefSeq names its product multiple organellar RNA editing factor 2, chloroplastic. Gene Ontology annotation, cellular component: mitochondrion. Gene Ontology annotation, biological process: cytidine to uridine editing; mitochondrial mRNA modification. Lineage: Eukaryota; Viridiplantae; Streptophyta; Magnoliopsida; Lamiales; Pedaliaceae. The record is from RefSeq and is a predicted model, not a curated record.
AGCAUUGGCUUAUAGUUAUGGAUAAGCCUGGGGGUGAAGGGGCCACGAAACAGCAAAUGAUCGAUUGUUAUAUUCAAACCCUUGCUAAAGUCGUCGGAAGUGAGGAGGAGGCGAAGAAGAAAAUAUAUAAUGUGUCGUGUGAGAGGUACUUUGGCUUUGGUUGUGAGAUUGAUGAGGAGACCUCUAACAAGCUUGAAGGUCUGCCUGGUGUUCUGUUUGUUCUUCCAGAUUCUUAUGUUGAUGCUGAAAACAAGGACUAUGGAGCUGAGUUGUUUGUCAAUGGGGAGAUAGUCCAGAGGUCGCCGGAGAGACAGAGGAGAGUGGAGCCAGUGCCGCAACGAGCUCAAGACAGGCCAAGAUACAAUGACCGAACUCGUUAUGUCAGGCGCCGUGAGAACAUGCGGUGAACAGGGAAUGCUGAAUAGGGAGGUCUAGCUUGUAUGAUAUUCUAAUGAAGGCUUUAUCAUCUCAAGGUCUUGUGUCUAUUUUGUGUUGACAUUAGAGUACAUCUGGUUGUAGUGUCACAAUAAACACUGUCAACUCGAAAUGUAUCAGGACAUUGAUUAGCUCAGUUCAAUACCGUUGGAAGACAUUCUUUCCGACCAUUAUGUCGUUGAUUUAAGGGUUUCUUUACAGUGUAAGGAACUGAGGUGCCUUCAUCUGCUUUUCAUCUUCCUUCUAUCCAGGAUACUGAAAAUUAAUGUAGUUGCACUA